AUGGCACUGGCGGCAGGUGCGGCGCUGCCCUUCUCCGACGACAUCCUCGCAGAGAUCCUCAUCCGCCUCCCCGCGCUCGAGGACCUAGGCCGCGCCUGCGCGUCCUGCCCCGCCUUCCGCCGCGUCAUCACCGGCCGCGGCUUCCUCCGCCGCCUGCACACGCUCCACCUGCCGUCGCUCCUCGGCUUCCACAUCUUCUCCGCGCAAUUCCACCCCGUCGAGCCGCCCUACCCCGCCGCCCGCGCGGCCCGCGCCGUCGCCGACGCCGCCGACUUCGGGUUCUUGUUCCUCCCCGGGCCGGGCUUCUGGAUGGUCCGCGACGCCUGCGGCGGCCGCUUCGUUCUCCACCGCGACGAGGUGGGGGUGAUCUACGUGCUUUAGCUGCUUUUGUGUCAUGCUGUUUGUAUGGGCCGCCCAACUUCCAGAUGGAUGUCCGGCGUGCCUGCCAGAUGGAGAUGGAUGUCAUGCUUGGACCAGGCCUGUGCUUCGGCUAGUUGCUAGUUAUCCUUCAAUCCAACGCAUAAUGCUCAAUGUAAUAUCUAGUUAUCCUUCAAAUUAUAUGUUAGCAGAUGCGGUGUUGCCCUAGACGGUUAGACUCUGGCAUGUAAUCUAGCCAUCUAAUAAUCGAGGUGGUUGAACACAGUUAACCUGGACCUGAACUGAUGGGUACCUUUGGUUAUAUGUGCACAACGCAUUGGUGCUUUCAUAUAAUUUGAACACCAGUAGUAGCGUCUAGUGAUGCGUAUUAUGGGCGCAAGGACUUGUU
Messenger RNA from Panicum hallii, 766 nucleotides. RefSeq lists its product as uncharacterized. The coding region runs from base 1 to 381 and encodes 126 amino acids. The transcript is spliced from 2 exons. Gene Ontology annotation, molecular function: protein binding. Lineage: Eukaryota; Viridiplantae; Streptophyta; Magnoliopsida; Poales; Poaceae. The record is from RefSeq and is a predicted model, not a curated record.